AUGGCAGCAGAAGUCGUUCCUAAACGUAAAAAGUCGAUAAAUAUAAAAGAUGCACGAAUCGCUGGCCUCUACGACCUUGAGCAAACGAUUGGGCAAGGACAUUUUGCAAUUGUUAAAAGAGCGAAGCACGUGUUCACUCAAGAAAAGGUCGCCGUUAAAAUCAUUGACAAGGACAACCUUGAUCCAACUUCACGAGAACACAUGAUGCAAGAAGUUCGAUGUAUGAAACUGGUACAGCACCCAAAUAUUGUUCGGUUAUAUGAAGUGAUCGACACACAAACAAAACUUUUUUUGAUUCUUGAGCUUGGCGACCAUGAUAUGCACGACUUUAUCCUGAAAUACGAAAAAGGCUGUCCUGAGUUAUUGGCACAACAAUAUUUUAGUCAAAUCAUAAAGGCUAUCAGUUAUUGCCAUAAGCUGCAUGUCGUCCAUCGAGAUUUAAAGCCGGAGAAUGUCGUGUUCUUUGAACAACUUGGAAUGGUCAAAUUAACGGAUUUCGGCUUUUCGAACAACUAUGAACCGGGAACACAAUUAAAAACGUCGUGCGGAAGCCUCGCAUACUCAGCCCCUGAAAUCUUGCUUGGUGAUGCUUACGAUGCACCGGCAGUAGACGUUUGGUCUCUUGGAGUAAUACUUUACAUGUUGGUGGUGGGGCGAUUACCAUUUCAAGAAGCCAACGACUCAGAAACACUCACAAAAAUUCUUGACUGUCGUUUUUCUUUGCCGGAUUCGCUCUCUGCUUCAUGUAAAAGUCUCAUCAAUCGCAUGUUGAUACGUGAUUCUAGUAAAAGAGCGGGUUUAUCAGAAAUCUCAAUGCAUCCAUGGGUUGCUCAAGGAGACCGUGGACACGCUGAAGCCAUACCUCUGAUCGAACGUCACCAUCUUCCAGAGGAUGCGCAUCUAACGAUUAUUGAGCAAAUGGUUGCUGGAAAUAUCGGAACCACUGAAGCCAUUCUAAAUGCGAUCGAGAAUGACGAUUACAACUACAUGUCAGCUACAUACUUCUUACUGGCAGAGAGAGUGCUUGCAUCUUGUCGUUUUGAGAAGGCGAAAGAACUCGUCGAAGUUGAGAACUUGCCACCAGAAGAUGAGACUUUUGACAGUACAACUGGCUUAAUUCAGCAGCAACAGUCAUCCUCUUCAACGCAACGUUGUCGUAGUCGUAGUAAUUCCUGGAGGGCAACUCGACGACCAUGCUCAAUAUUGAAGGAGGAAAGUGAAGAGGAGUUGAGCACAUAUUACCGAAGUAGCAGUAGACAUAGUAGCAGAAAUUCUUCACCUGCAAUGUCAAUGUUUGGUGGAUCGGCAAGGGAUCGAUUAUCACCACAGUACGCCCAAGGAAUUCAAGAUUUGCUGGAAGUGAUAAGACCGAUACGAAGAGCGGCAUCUCCAGAAAGUGUGCGAAGCAGUCGAUCACCCUCACCACCGGGCUCAAGUAGCGGCAGAACAUCUCCAUCAGUCUCAAACAUUUCCCUAUCUCGGUUCAAAGCGUCAUGUACAAUUGGCGGUGGAAUGCGGAAAUUGUCUUCAUCCCCACAUCUACUAGGAAUUUGCGAAGAAGGUGAGGAGCUCUUGGCGGAAGGAGCUGCAGCGGGCGGUCUGCCUCAUGGACAUCACUCAUUACUCAACACAAAUGCGCAUGAUCUACCUGGAAGAACAAAUAGAUCUGCGUCAACCGGUUUGGUAGUUGUUGGGCCUCGCCAUCGCCUCGUUUCUUCGAAAAGCAUAGGACAACAACCGACUUAUAGUGCUGUUCGAAUGAUUAGACCGCGACAAGCGGUUCUUUCACCUGAUGUUCUUCGUAGAUACGAAGCAGCUACCCCUCCAACUGUACCUCCUAGUUCUUCGACUCACCCUCCUUUGCCAACUCCUCGCUUUUUUCUAGACCGUAGUCGUCGAUCAACAAGUUGUUCUUCGUCAGAAGCCUCGGACGAUGAGGAACGGAAUCGCUCUCGACUCCUAAUUGGAAGUGGUCGCUGUACACGCGGGAUAGAGGGGAGAAGACGUAGCAACGAUGACGAAGACCCUGGAGAUGGUGGUGUACUUGGUGGUGCGUCAAAGUUCUCUACAACAACUCAUGCCCCUGGUACAGCUACAACAACGACAUCAACUUCCGAAAACACGAAAGGGGAACAAGGACGUUCAAAUGCUAAAGAAGCUUGCUCAACUAAUCAAUGCUGCACGGUUCUUCACCCAAUUCCGGAGUUGACACACCUCGACGUUGAAUCGAUGCAACUUCCUUCAAGAGGAAUCUCCAAACAACCCAGAUCGGCAACGAUAGAACGAGCGAUAAGUGGGUGGGCGAGUAGUGCCGAAGCGCUUUUAUCCGAGAACGGUUCUUGGCUAGCGACUCCUCCACGGGAUCCAGCGCCUUUGCCACGUCAAUGGGUGAAAACUGUGUACAGAUCGAGGAGUCAAGAAGCCAUCGGAUCUCUAAGGAUCAAUAUUCGGCAUCAAAGAAAUCUUGAUGGUCAACGCUAUGAUUUCAACUCCCCUACCCUGAACACCAAAUUUGAGCUUUUUGGUUCACCUGAUUCUAGAGAUUCUGGACAAGGUUCAUCUUCACCCGAAAGCUCACCGAUAAGAAAUUCGGAUGCUGGCGCACCCUCAAGAAAAAUGGUACAAGGCUAUCAAGGCACAAAUUCAUGGAAAAACGAUGCUUGCGACGACAAAGUCGACGCUUGGCUUCGAACUGCGCAAUUUGGUGUUCGGAUGGCCAUC
Mesorhabditis belari is the source of this 2721-nucleotide messenger RNA. The record is from the annotation of a GenBank genome assembly. NCBI's taxonomy places the organism in Eukaryota, Metazoa, Nematoda, Chromadorea, Rhabditida, Rhabditidae.